AUGACUGUCAGAGAUUUUGGUAUUGUUGACAUGGAUCAAUCAGAUAACGUUGUUACAUCCUAUAUCAUUAGUACAAACAAGACAUUGGCAGGUAGAACUUGUCAAAAUACUGCAGCUAAUUUGAAAGCCCUUGGAGGAACUGCUCAAACCCAAACAUUGGUAAAUGGUUCUGAUAAUAGAUUGUUAGCUGUUGCAAUGGCACGUGCUCUAAAUUGCACUCCAUACAUGGCCCCUGAUUUGGCCAAUAAUGGUCAAUUGACUCAGUCAUUGGCAUUGGACGAGAUUCAUGCUAAAUUGAAACAAAAAGCACCGAUUGCUCUUCUUCCAAAAGGAAAUCCAAUGGUAAGAAGCAAUGAUCAAGCAAACCUUGAAAAACUCAACUUGUACAGAGCUGCUGUUUUUCAACCACAAGUUUCCAGUGUUGCAUUUGCUUCCACUCGUCUCUAUUGUAAACAUUACGCAGUUGUGGCACCUGCCAGAAUAUUCCUCGACAAGUCUAUCACUUUGAAAUAUGCAAGUCCUGACACUGGAGUUGCCAAUAAUUUAUUCACAUUCCUAGCUCAGAGAUUUGUGAAUAGUUGGGAAGGAUUGAAAUGUGGUUGCAUUCUCGAUAUGCCUUGUCCAAUUUCUAUUGUUGUGGAUAAGAAUGGAGUAACUACAGAUGCUAGUUUAUCCACAAUGAUGGCUAGAUCUGUAAAUGUUGAUUCUUUGAUGGAUCAAAUGGUUUUGGAAUUUGAUGGCUACAUGGAUGAAAACAAUACAUUGGAUGUAAGAGCUCUAGUUAGUGAGUCAAAUAGUGUUUUUACCAACAAUGGUCCUGUGUAUAUUCUUCUUACCAUUGUUGUGUCUAUCAUGUUCAAUCUUUUGUAA
Molecule: messenger RNA, 870 nt
Organism: Naegleria gruberi
Lineage: Eukaryota; Heterolobosea; Eutetramitea; Acrasida; Naegleriidae
Exons: 1
Coding region: 1-870 (289 amino acids)
Source: RefSeq, a predicted model, not a curated record